Amphiprion ocellaris (clown anemonefish) is the source of this 3168-nucleotide messenger RNA. Its product is annotated as oocyte zinc finger protein XlCOF8.4-like. Gene Ontology annotation, molecular function: RNA polymerase II cis-regulatory region sequence-specific DNA binding; DNA-binding transcription factor activity, RNA polymerase II-specific. Lineage: Eukaryota; Metazoa; Chordata; Actinopteri; Pomacentridae. The coding region runs from base 213 to 2633 and encodes 806 amino acids. The record is from RefSeq and is a predicted model, not a curated record. Gene Ontology annotation, biological process: regulation of DNA-templated transcription. The transcript is spliced from 4 exons.
UAUACCAAUUAGCAGUUGCUAGCUGGAAGCGGCUCAUUAAAAACAUCACUCAGCUCUUUAAAUGGCUGCAACCUGUGGACGGACGGCGGCUCAUUCAGCGGCCCGCCACGCUUAAGCACAGCCGCCGGACUUCCAGCCGCCUGCCGGACGGUUGAGUCACUUUUGUCGGCUUUAAAGUUGAGCUUUUGUCGCCUCUUGGCCGGUUUGUGAUCAUGUCGGGAAGCGUCGCUCUCCGCGCUCAGAUCGCCUCCGUGAUUGACGCCUUGUCCAAAGCUGCGGCGGCGCAAAUCGCCGAAGUUGUGGAGGACGGCAUGGUGGUGCUGCGGCUGGAGGUUUGUCAGCGGGACUCCGAGAUCCAGAAGCUGAAGAGCGACAUUGAGCUGCUGCACGGAGAGCUGAGGGCGGCGCAGCAGGCAGUGACUCGGCGACCCGAGCAUCGCGGCGGCGGAGGAGGAGGAGGAGGACAGGAAAGUCAGAGUGGUGCUGGAGAUGAGAGGAACCUUCUUCAUAAAUGUCAUGAAGGCCACCAAAUCCUGCCUGGAGCUGAAGCUCAGGUGAAAUGUGAACCUGUGGAAGAUAGAGGUGGAGAGGUUAUAAGACAACCUGACAAGCCGAAAGAAGAGUUGGGUUUGUGCGAAGGUGCUCAGUGGAGAUCAAUGACGCUAAACGAGACCGGACACAACAACUCAGAUUGUUUGACUUUAGGACAGAGCUCAAUGUUGCGUCUUCCUGAAACGCCUUUGGAUGGUGGACUGGUCGUGUCCUGCAACAGUGGCAGCUCCAGUGGGUUUCACCACAGUCCGUUCAUCAGCCGUGGACUGCUGGGCUACAGUCAGUACAGGAACUCAUACAACACGGUGCGAAGGAGGACUGUGAAGAGGUUGAUGUUCAAGAAGGGCUUCAUCUGCCCAUACUGUGGCAAAUGUUUUGAGCGAGCCGGCCACCUCGAGAGACACAAGAGGAUUCAUACCGGAGAGAAACCGUAUCGCUGCGAGAUGUGCGAGAAGAGGUUCAAUCAGAAAUGUAGCCUCAAGGAGCACAUGAAGAUUCACAGAAGAUAUGUUCAGUCUCGACUAGUUGAGACCCAAAUGGGCGAACAGAAGUCGGCUCCGAAGGUGAUACCUUGUAUUGAAACACAACGCCCCGAAGAGGAGAGUCAGGCUGGAAAUUUACAUCAUAAGACUGAGGACAUUCUGCCCACACCUGUACAGGUAAAAUCUGAGCCCGUAGAGGAGAACAUAACACAACCACUGUUUAACGAAGGAAAUCAGCAGACAAGGGAAGGAUCUGACAACCUCAGUGAGACCUUCACAGUGUUGGAGAGAGAAAGUCAGCAGUGGAUGUCCAGAUUACAAAGCAACCAAGAAUUGGGCAGCACAGAGUUUCUCAGCAGCUCAGCACAGAACAUGACCUCCUACCCAGGGAUAGCUCAGUUACUCCAAUCACCAGUUGAAGCUUCUUGUAGCACCUUCUCUUUCCCAGGGAAACCAUACAGGGAAAUCAAAACCAGCAUGAUCUCCCAGACACCUUACAGAUCCUCAGACACACUUACGAUGCCAAGUGAAGCAGGUUUACACAGUGUAACAGAGGCCUCGAUAGAUCAUUGCCGACAGAGGAGACCCAGAUCUUUUCAGGUGAUCAAACCAAAGAAAUGCUUCGUCUGUUCGUACUGUGGCAAGAUCUUCGAGCGAGCUGGCCACCUUGAAAGACAUUUACGAAUUCACACCGGGGAGAAACCGUACGGCUGCCACAUCUGCGGGAGGUGCUUUAACCAGAAGAGCAGCCUCAAGGGCCACAUGAAGACACACAGAAAUGGGGAGAAUCCAGACGUGACCGAGGCUACUCAGUUGAUCUUCACGAUGCCUGACAAUCAACUGUUGGAGAACCUGUUGGAACCCAAGAACGGACUGGUCACUUUAGAGGAACAGUUACCAGGUCCUGCAUACAGCGAGACAGUCAGAGAGGAAACUGUAACGGUAAAGCUUGAGCCAAACAGGGAGGAUUUUCAGACUCUGGGUCAGAUAGGGACUGAAGGUGGAUCAGGAGCACCGGACCAAAGUCAGCUGUGGACAUCUGGGAUGGAAAAGAGCAAUGAUGCCCCCGAACAAACAGUCUGUCUGCUAUUGCAAGAUGUCAAGUAUCACCUCAGUCCUGUUGCCGGAGCCAGUGAGCAGCAGGAAUACGCAUCCUCAGUCAAAGAUCUGGCUUUUCACAACAACAAAGAAAAGGAAAGUGUCAUGCACAUUGAUCAGUAUCCAGUCUUGGGAAUGCAGCCAGGAAGCUCUGAUUUAACUUUAGCAGCGGAGCCACAUGAUCAGCAUCUUACUCAUGAGGUGUCUGUGAAUGAUUACAGCUCAGUGAGUGGCAGGACUCACGAGGGAGGCUUCUUUGAAUUUACGAUGACCGCCUCGGGCAAGCAUGAGGAUGGUGGUGUUGGGGACGCCGCCAGACAAAAUAGCUUUAUAUGUGCAAGUUGCGGGCAAAGCUUUGAUAGUUUCACUAUGUUUCAAAGGCACCAGUGUGAGCAAAUCACAGAGCAGUCCUUCUGCUGCAAGAUAUGUGGGAAGACUUUCAAUCAGAUGACCAUCCUGAAACUGCACCUUAAACUGCACGUGGAAAAAAAUCCUUCAUAAUGUCCACAACAGGGAAAAUACAGUUGUAGCAAACAGCAAAAGACACAAGAUCAUGUUCUCAUGAAAUCUACAAAACUAUUCAACAUCAACCAAAACUUUCAAUGGCUAAAGCUGAGGAACAAAAUGCAUUGUUCUCCAUUCAUAGUAAUAAUCAUGUUUUUGUUUUCUUUUGCGGAGACCAAAUGACUGAUCGGUCUGACUUCUUUCAUAUUUCUAAUUUCCUGGCAGAAAUGUUCUCCUGCUACUUUAACCUCCUCCAUCUGCCUCUUACAGUAGAAGGAAAGCUAUUUUCGACAUGACUGAGUUUUGUUGGCAGAUAGAGCGAACACGAUUGCCAUAGUAGGCUCAGCUUUUGAGUGACAAUAAUUGAAUUACUAUAAAGAGAAACCAAAAAAAGUAUUAUUUUCAGAGCUGUCAGUUAGGCUUGUCAUUAGUUUAUUGAAAUUAUUAAGGCUAUUUUUGGGGUUUUUACUGUGCAAUUUCACAGUACAAGUUAAGAAGCUUUAAACAUAAACCAAUUCAACACGUACUGUAA